Messenger RNA from Exophiala spinifera, 1833 nucleotides. RefSeq lists its product as uncharacterized. The record is from RefSeq and is a predicted model, not a curated record. Gene Ontology annotation, molecular function: ATP binding; ATP-dependent protein folding chaperone. The coding region runs from base 1 to 1833 and encodes 610 amino acids. NCBI's taxonomy places the organism in Eukaryota, Fungi, Ascomycota, Eurotiomycetes, Chaetothyriales, Herpotrichiellaceae. The transcript is spliced from 7 exons.
AUGGAUACCUUCCAUCCAGACAUAGUUGUUGGUGUUGACUUUGGGAUGACCUGCACUGGGGUCGCCUACUCGUGGGGGCCAGACUGGGCAGAUCCAAAAACCAUCCAGCAUUGGCCAGGAAAACUAGGUCACGAAAUCCGCAACAAGGUCGACACAGCCAUUGCCUACGACAAGCGUACUGGUAAUCCAGUAAGCUGGGGGUUCCUGGUUGACUAUGCAGCCGAAGAAGUCGAGAUUCAAGAACUUUUCAAGCUGUAUCUUGACUACGCCUACGAGGAUGAGUUCAAGGCCCAUGCGACGGUCGACAUGGCACGUGGCUGGCUGAAGGACUAUCUCACGUACCUCUGUAACGCCGUCGCUCGGAAUUUCGACGAGUCUCUCCCCCGUUGGCGGUCGAAGAACGUCGAGUUCAACUUCAGCGUGCCCACAACGUGGAAGGAACCGGGGAUGAUUACUGACAUAGAAGGCAUCAUCAAAUCUGCCGGAUUUACAGCACAAUCCAACUUUCGGGCGCGGGUGACACUGACGGAAGCAGAAGCGGCAGCUGUUUCGGUGUCGAAACAACACCUGGAAAAGGGCGACUGCUACGUCGUCUGCGACGCCGGAGGUGGAACCACGGACGUGAACGUGCUAAAGAUCCAGACGACAGCUUCUGGUCAAACGAUCCUCGACCCUCUCAGCUGGGUGGAAGGCAGAGCAAUCGGUUCAACCAUUAUUGACUUCAAAAUGGAAAACUUCAUACGCCAAAGGCUCGAAAAGAUUCGGCACGUCUUGCCAAUGGAGCCGGACCUGUUGGCUGCGAAGAUGGUGAACCAUCGAUUCGAGACGUACAAGUGUUCCUUCGGUACCGAUGCUUAUGCAGCUUUGGAUCUUGUCAUCCCUAUCCCUGGUUUACCGGCUGGGUCGGAUUUUCCUCACGCCGAGAUAAGCGACUCAAAGUUAAUCAUAAAGAGGGCUGACCUCCAACGAUUAUUUGAUGAACAGAUCAACAAGAUGACUUCCCUUGUUGACGCACAGCUUCAUCGACUGCAGUCAACUCACCCGAGAGAGAAGGUUUCGUAUAUCGUUCUGUCGGGUGGCCUGGGUAGCUCUCCCUACGUCAGACAACAAUUCCGCAAGCGCUAUCAACUUGGAGAUAUUGGACUGCCAAACGCGGCCUCUGUAGAGGUCUUGACGACACGAGAGCCACAGUUGGCAGUGGUCCACGGUCUUGUACUCGAUCGAAUUCAGGCGUUGAAGUUCGAUACGUGCAUACUUCCAGCGCGAUGCUCACGGCACAGUUACGGUAUCGUGGUAAGAGUUCUGUAUGACCCUGUCGAGCAUCUCGGAGCAGAUAUUGUCAUCGAUCCACGGGAUAAGUCAAAAUGGGCCGAACAGCAGAUUCACUGGCUCGUCCGACAGGGAGAGACGAUCUCGACCGAGAAAGGAGUCAGCAACCGGUAUCGUCUGAAGAUCAACUUGGGGAGGGAAUCGAUCCCCUGGCGAACACAAAUUGUCAUGUCCAGCCUGCCUUCUAACCAACUCCCGCGCAGCAUGAAAAGCAACGUCGGCGUUAAAACGGUCUGUUUGGUCGAGACUGUCAUGGACAAGAGAGACUUGAAGCUUAAGAAUCGGCAUUGGUACAAUUUUGGACCGCAGUACUACCGCGCCGAGUUUGACGUCAAAAUACUUGUCGGGUCGGCGGACCUGAAAUUUCAAAUAUGGGGGGAGGGAGGUCGACGACUGAGCAAAGAACACGAUGAAAUAGAAGUGUCCUGGAGUGCACCAAACAGCCCGGUGUUGCAGAAUCCCACAUCAGGAGAGGAGAUUAAUUUUGGGAUGUAUAGAAUGUGA